Messenger RNA from Acanthisitta chloris (rifleman), 744 nucleotides. Its product is annotated as chromosome unknown open reading frame, human C1orf74. Lineage: Eukaryota; Metazoa; Chordata; Aves; Passeriformes; Acanthisittidae. The annotation marks the transcript as partial. The record is from RefSeq and is a predicted model, not a curated record. The transcript has a single exon.
ACUCGUCGUCGUUUUUCAGCAUCCCAAGCUCUCCAUCUAGCCGGAGAGGUGCUGGCGGUGGGGAUAGGACUGAAACCAGCGCUGUUGUAUGAUUGUGGGGCAGAGGGUACCAAAGAGAUGCUGCGGUACCUGCGCGGGUUAAGGGAUGCUGGGUUAUCCUCUCGGCGCCUCCACGUGUUGGGUAUAGAGGGUUCUGUGCUGCUUCUGAACCCGGAGCUGGCUCGGAAAAGGUUGGAAGAUGUGAUCUGUGCAGACUCUGUGUUGCCUUUUGUGGAUGUCUCAGCCAGGAAGAGAUGCCCAACUCUCUGCGGGAGAGCUCAAGGUGAGGUUAGCAAGAGUCAUCUCACCUCCCUCCUGGCCCAUCUAGAGGCUGCUGAGACCACCAGUGCUGACCCAGUGUCCUCCAGUGAGGUUGUCCUGACAGGCUGGAACCUCUGUACAAUAUUUGGGGUGCUGCUGGGGUACCCUGUGGUGUACACCUUCUGCACAGAGGAGAGUGCUGAGAACUGCCUGGCACUGACCCCACUGAGGGUGUUCACAGUCCAGGCCUCCUGCCCCAGGAUAAAGGAUGGUCUCAGAAUCCAGAUCUACUCCUUCAGCAUCCCAGAGAGCCUCUGUGCACAGCUGGCAGAGGUGCUGGCUGCCUGGCAGGAGGAGCUGAAAGAGGCAUUCAGUGCCCAGAGUGACUUUGUAGAUCUCUGCGUUUCGAGCGAGGUCGUGUCACUUCCAGCAGUUGCCUUGUGA